Molecule: messenger RNA, 1408 nt
Organism: Eurypyga helias (sunbittern)
Lineage: Eukaryota; Metazoa; Chordata; Aves; Eurypygiformes; Eurypygidae
Gene: CYTH4
Product: cytohesin 4
Exons: 13
Coding region: 29-1249 (406 amino acids)
Biological process (GO): regulation of ARF protein signal transduction
Molecular function (GO): guanyl-nucleotide exchange factor activity
Source: RefSeq, a predicted model, not a curated record
UUGUUGAAAAUAUACCACGCUCUUCAGGAUGGACUUGUGUUCUGCUGGGUCAGCUGACUUGAGUAAGGCUGAAGAGGCUGAAAUAGAGACAAUCAGGCAGCACAGACAGGAGCUUUUGGAGGACAUUAAGAAGCUGAAGGAAGAGAUUGCUGCAGUGUUCGCAGAGAUUGAGUGCUUCCAAAAUGCAGAGGAGAGGCAAGAGGCAGACAAUAAACCUGGGGGGCAGACCAGCAAACUGUCACAGAGGGAUAAACUUCUGUCCCUGGGCCGGAAGAAAUUCAACAUGGACCCUCCAAAGGGGAUCCAGUACCUGAUUGAGCACCAGGUAUUGUCCUCAGACCUGCAGGAGAUCGCCAAAUUCCUCCAUAAGGGUGAAGGCCUGAACAAGACAGCCAUUGGGGAUUACCUGGGUGGGAGGGACCCCACAAACAUUCAGAUCCUCCAGGCUUUUGUGGCAUGUCACCAGUUUGCCAACCUCAACCUGGUGCAGGCACUGAGACAGUUCUUAUGGAGCUUCCGGCUGCCGGGGGAGGCGCAGAAGAUUGACCGGAUGAUGGAGGCCUUUGCCAACUGGUACUGCAAGUGUAACCCAGGAGUAUUCCAGUCCACAGACACCUGUUAUAUACUCUCCUUCUCUAUCAUCAUGCUUAACACCAGCCUGCACAAUCCCAAUGUGAAGGACAAACCCCCUUUUGAAAGGUUUGUGUCCAUCAACAGGGGCAUUGACAAUGGAGGAGACCUGCCGGAGGAGCUCUUAAAGAAUCUGUUUGAGAGCAUAAAGAACGAGCCAUUCUCCAUACCAGAGGACGAUGGGAAUGACCUCACACAUACCUUCUUCAAUCCUAACCGAGAGGGCUGGCUCCUGAAACUAGGAGGGCGUGUGAAAACAUGGAAACGACGUUGGUUCAUUCUGACCGAUAACUGCCUGUACUACUUUGAAUAUACCACGGACAAAGAGCCUCUGGGCAUUAUCCCUCUGGAGAAUCUCUCAGUCCGGAAGGUGGAUGAUCCCAAAAAGCCAAACUGCUUUGAGCUCUUCAUUCCUAACUGCAAAGGGCAGAAGAUCAAAGCUUGCAAAACAGAUGGGGAUGGGAAGGUGGUGGAAGGCAAGCAUCAGUCCUACAAGAUCUCAGCAGCCACACCAACAGAACGUGAUGAGUGGAUUGAGGCAAUCCGGACCAGCAUCACACAGGAUCCUUUCUAUGAUCUGGUGUCUGCCCGUAAGAAAAAGAUUGCCAGCAAAAACUGAGCCCUGACCUUGUCACUGGCAUCAGUAAGAUGUAGUUGUGGGACAGCUUCCCUCUAAUGCUAGGCUCUUCCAGCGAAGAAAUUUGGGAGCAUUGGUUCCCUCUGCCUCCCACUUGGCAGGAAGAUGACUGGCAGGACACCUUGUCAGGUUUGCUUCUUC